AAUAGGCUAUUAUUAUUCCACUCUGCCAAUUUAUAAUUAGGCUACUGUAAUUAGGACACUCCUUGGGUCGCUGCCAGAGUACAGGCGAAAAUUCAUAAAUAGAUCCUGUGCACUGUGCACGUAACUCUGAUUUUUAUACACAAAACGAGGCAGCAGACAUAAUUUGAGUUUCUGGGGGCGGGGAGGAGGGAGCGCCCGCGACCACACUGCUCACAAUAAUAAUCGGUUGUAGUCUAUUAGUUAUCUUUCUCCACCGCUCGCUACAGUACCGUAGACUGGAUCUGAAAACCAAUGUAAUCCUGAAUCAUGGCUGCAAAAGAGGAUCUCUACAGCAAAAUCAUCCCGCGAAGACUUCGAUUGAAAGUACCUGGCACUGUGAAAUAUGGAUCGAAUUUGGACGUCCUCUUAUCGAUGGGUUUCCCCAAAACCAGGGCAUUGAAGGCACUAGUAUCAACAGGAGGCAGGAAUGUACAGGCAGCAUGUGACUGGCUGUUCUCCCAUGUGGAUGACCCCUUCCUGGAUGACCCGUUGCCCAGAGAGUAUGUCCUGUACCUGCGCCCCAGCGGACCCCUGCAGAAUCAGCUCCAUCACUUCUGGCAGCAAUCCCGAGUCUCCUGCGGAAAGAACAAGGCCCACAACAUCUUCCCCCACAUCACACUCUGCCAGUUCUUCAUGUGUGCAGACAACAAGGUGGACGCCCUGUUGGAGGCCCUGCAGGCCACGGUGGACCAAUGGAGGGGUCGUUUCCCUAGCCCCCUGCCCCUGGAGCUCUACACCUCCUUCAACUUCAUAGGCCUCUUUGUUGAGGAGCAGAUCGCAGAGGUCCUCAAGCAGUUUGCUGCUGACUUUGCUUCCGAGGCUGCCAGAAAAGCUGAUGUCCAUUUAGAGCCCCAUAAGAAGCAGCUCCAUGUGACGUUAGCCUACCACUUCCCCACCAGUCACCUGACCUCCCUGGAAAAGCUGGCUAAGGGAAUCGAGGUGAAGCUAGGCUGUGAUUGGCUGGCUGUCCUUUUUUCCCGGGACAUACGGUUUGCCAAUCAUGAGACGCUGCGCGUGAUGUAUCCCUACGCCCCUCAGAAUGAGGACGAGCUGGAGCUGGUCCCGGGCGACUUUGUCUUCAUGUCUCCCUUGGAGCAGAACAACACUAGCGAGGGCUGGGUCUACGGGUCCUCCCUGGCCACGGGGCUGUCCGGCCUAUUGCCUGAGAACUACGUCAGCCGGGCAGACGAGUGUGACACCUGGGUCUUCCACGGAUCACACUCCUUCUUCAGUUGCUCCGCCCCCUCGGACAAAGUGAGCAGGGAAAGGGGCCUAUUCGAUGGCCUGCUGGACAGCCGUCUCCUCGACAACACAAGCCCUGGGGACACACCCACCUUGAGCCUCAUCUGUCAUCCCAUGCAGGUGCUUCGGGUCAGCAGCAAUCACUCUCGGCUGCCCAAGCGGACCCUGUUUGUCUGCCGGCACGGUGAGCGGAUGGAUGUGGUGUUUGGGAAACACUGGCUUUCACUGUGCUCUGAUUCCAAAGGUAGAUAUGUGCGCACUAACCUGAACAUGCCAGUCAGCCUGCCCAUGUGGAGUGGAGGACACAGAGAUUACAACAUGGACACCCCCAUCACUGUGUUUGGUUCCACACAAGCACGAAUAGUGGGCGACGCGUUGUUGGAGAGCAACACAGUGAUAGACUUUGUGUACUGUUCGCCCUCUCUGCGCUGUGUCCAGACUGCUCAGAACAUCCUCAAAGGUCUGCAGCAGGAUGGCAAGCUGAAGAUCAGAGUGGAGCCAGGGCUAUUCGAGUGGACCAAGUGGGUCUCUGGGAGCUCUCUUCCUGCCUGGAUCCCUCCCACAGACCUGGCUGCAUCCCACUUCACUGUUGACACAACAUACAGACCUCUCAUACCGAUAACCAAACUCAGCGUGUCGGAGUCCUAUGACACGUACAUGAGCCGGAGCUACCAAGUGACCAAAGACAUUCUGUCUGACUGCAAAAACAUGGGAAACAACAUACUGAUUGUUGCCCACGCUUCCUCUCUGGAGGCCUGCACCCGACAGCUCCAGGGCCGCAGCCCCCAGACCUCCAAGGACUUCAUCCAAGUAGUCAGGAAGAUCCCCUACCUGGGUUUCUGUUCCUGCGAGGAGCAGGGCGACACAGGAGUCUGGCAGCUGGUGGACCCACCCAUCCUGCCCCUCACACAUGGACCCAACCACAGCUUCAACUGGAAGGAGACCCUCCUUCAGGAAUGACAUGUGCUUCCCUGGAGAGCAGACUUGCUCAGCCCCAUCCCGAGGCUUAAGUUUCUGCUCAAAUAACAGGGAGAGACAUUUACAUUACAUUUAAGUCAUUUAGCAGACGCUCUUAUCCAGAGCGACUUACAAAUUGGUGCAUACACCUUAUGACAACCAGUGGAACAGCCACUUGCAGAGACCCCACCAGAGUCAAUGGGUGGUUGGACCUGGAUGUACUGUACAUAUUGUCAUUUGACAGUAUUGUUGACAUUUCUAAUUUGACAGUAUUGUUGACAUUUCUAAUUUGACAAUAUUGUUGUCAGUGAGAGCAGAGAGAGAAGAGCGUGAAGUUGGAGAGGGCAGGGCUACUGUAAGUCUCAGGGCCUGGUUGAUUGUUGAGGCUAUCACUCAGCUGGCUACAGCAAGCACAUGGGCCAUUACAUAUGACACUGAGUCAACAGCGUCCCAGAAGGGAGUCAUAAGGUUGAGAACAUUGACCUAAAAAAAAUGAGCAGAAUUGUUUGUGUUUUGAAAAGCAAUUGCAUUCCUUGUCCCGCUUGCAGAGUAACUGUUGACGAGGGCAAAUGUUAUCCUCAAAAGCCCUUGACUGUAGCCGCAAGUCAUCUCACAGAUGUCUCUCAUUGUGGAAUCUGUGUUUCUGUGUGUAUAAAGUUUAUCUCGUUGGGGGGAGAAAAACCUGCUAAACUUAAUCCAUGCUCUCUUGAAUACUGUACGUACAACCACUUAUUCAUCCAUUUAAACGGAUUGCAGUGUGGUCAGUACGAUGUCUUUUAUGGUCACGUUGUAUGCUGGUUGUAGAAAAAUUUUGUGUUAACGUAGUAACCAGAAAAAUACGUCUUUGCCUGGUUGUAAUGUGUUAUGUGACAAGAUAACAACCAACAUAUGACAUAUUUACUAUGACAUCUUGAGCUCAUCAUAAAAAAUACAUCUUUAUGUGGUUGUAACCGAGACUAGUUGGAAAUCUGGUUUUAUGACUUCUUCACAAUCAGAAAACUGGUUUUCAACCAGAAAAUGACGUCAUUAAGACAACAUGUGUCAAAAUGUUUUUCACUGUGUGGCUUGUCACCCGGUUUGGUUGAAACAGUCUCGAUGGCACAAAGUGCACUAUUGACAAUCACAGGUGAGCCUUGGUGAGGCCGGUCGAAUAACCAGUAGUUAGGAACUUGUAUGUGUUUGUUUUACAUAAUGUAAGGUCUUAUGGCAGAAUAGUUGUUGACCACUGCACUAGAAAACAUCUUUCAGUCUUCCAGUUGUGAAAUAUCAUAUACAAAAGGCCUGUCCCAUGGUAGGGAAAUACAUGUUUUUCUCAGGUGUAGAUUUCAUUGUGACCUUUUACAGUAUGUGCAUUUCAUUGGGCCAUGAAAUUUGUUGAGUGCCUCUUAAGAUUGAACCUGAUUUAUCUUGAUGUCUCAGUGAUGUCAGAGAGAUGUUCUCUGCUCAUUGAGUCAGCUUUUGUUUAGCCUCAUCUAAAUCUAUCUGAUCUAUUCUUUCUGCAAAUAUUGAUUAUUAAGGAGGCUCUUAAACAAUGCUCUGAUGCUGUUCUUCCAUUGAUACAUGCAAGUACGAUACUUACAAGUACAAUUACAAAUUUGUGAUAAAGGUGUCAGUGAGGAACAAAGCAAGCCUACAUGCACUGUUGAGGAAACCCAGGAAAUCUAAAAACUGAGGAGGAAGCCAUCUCUGUCAAUUUGUGUUAAUUUAUUUUCUCCAAUAUUAUAUUUCCAAAUGUAUAUAAACUUUAAUUUAAGAAAUACACUUUUCACCAAAAUGCUUUGGUUUAGAGGACUAGUGGGCUAAGAUGUGCAAAAGAUUGAAAUAAAAACAAACUGAUUGAAGAAGGAGAUGAUACAGUAUUCCCUGUAUAUUCAGAUAUGAGCAUCUCUGAGGUGGGUUCUUUAUUUUGUUUCAAAUUUUGUUUCAAAUACCCCCCUAUAUGAUACUGACAGUAUCACUUUUUCAGAUAUGUAGAAGUUACAUAUCAAAUAAAAAAAUCUGGU
Molecule: messenger RNA, 4241 nt
Organism: Oncorhynchus keta (chum salmon)
Lineage: Eukaryota; Metazoa; Chordata; Actinopteri; Salmoniformes; Salmonidae
Product: ubiquitin-associated and SH3 domain-containing protein B-like
Exons: 14
Coding region: 307-2241 (644 amino acids)
Molecular function (GO): protein binding
Source: RefSeq, a predicted model, not a curated record